GGACACACAGCUUUCAAGGCAGCACUUUGCCUUCAGCAGUCAGCAAUGACCAUUAACAGUCUCCAACAAGAGAAGAACUGCAAAGUCCAGAUGUCAUGUUUGGCCAAGAUGGAACGGCUGAUCGUGGCCAUGCAAGAUCCAGACAUGGGCAUCAAAAUGAGGAACCAGAGGCUACUGAUCACAGUUAUACCUCAUGCGAUGACAGGGAACGACGUGGUUGAAUGGCUAAUUCAGAAGCUUUCUAUCAGCGAGGAAGAGGCUCAGCACCUGGGGAACCUGCUGGUUAAGUAUGGCUAUAUCUACCCCUUGAAGGAUCCACGGAAUCUCAUCCUAAGAGCUGAUGACUCCCCAUACAGAUUUCAGACCCCGUACUUUUGGACUACAAAUAAAUGGCCGGCAACUGAGCUGGAUUACGCAAUUUAUCUUGCAAAGAAAAACAUCAGGAAGCAGGGGGAUCUGGUCGAAUAUGAAAAGGAUAAUUACAAUCAGCUGCACAAACGGAUUAACCACACGUGGGACUUCGUAGUGAUGCAGGCAAGGGAACAGCUAAGGGCGGCCAAGCAACGAAGGAAAGGAGACCGUAUUGUUAUUGAAUGUCAGGAACAGGCUUACUGGCUUGUCAGCAAACCAUCGCCUGGUUGCCUGAAUGUGAUGGAACAAGGGCCGGAGAGAGGAAACGCUUGUGCGGGGACAAUGCAGCUUGGAAAGAAUAUUGAUUUUUAUAAAAGGGAGAUGGAAUACUUGCAGAAAGCCAUGGGAAGAACGAGAGUGAAGUCUUCAAUCUGCCUCGAAGGCUUUCUGAAAUUCAGUGAACAAUAUCUCCCCCACGAUCCCAUCAUGUCUGGCUGCCUCCCGAGCAAUCCCUGGAUCACCGACGAUGUCACGUACUGGACCAUAAACGCACCCAUGGUGGCGAUGCCGAGCAAACUCAGGGUGGAUCGUUGGACCUUUAAUUUUAUGGAGCUUCUAAAUGAUCCACGUGGAAGGAAGGAGUUCCUGCAGUUCUUGGAGAAAGAAUUCAGCGCUGAGAACCUCUGUUUUUGGGAGGCCUGCGAAGAGUUUCGUUAUGGAGAGCAAGCUAAGAUCGCUUCAACGGUGGAGUCCGUCUAUCAGCAGUUUUUGGCUCCCGGUGCCACCCGCUGGGUAAACAUUGACAGCAAGACCAUGGAAAAGACUUUGGAAGGGAUAAAGAAUCCCCACCGUUAUGUGCUGGAUGAUGCGCAGAUGCAUAUCUACAUGCUGAUGAAAAAGGAUUCCUAUCCGAGGUAUCUAAAAUCCGAGAUGUAUAAGAACCUCCUCGGCCAGGCCUUUAUACCUCCGGAGACCAAGAAAGGGGUGUUCCCGUUCAUGAGAAGACAGCGACACUCCAGCCCUAGUCCAGCAUUCCUACUGCCCCAGGGAGAACAAGAGGCAAGAACAGAACCGCUCACCCCCGCAGCUGUUUCCCAGUUUGGUCACUUAAGCAAUCCUCUGGCUGCGCUGCCUGAAGCAACCCUACCUACCUGCCCUGAAGAACUCCAGUCUUACUCCUCCCUUUGCCUGGAAGCCCCACCCAUCUUCACCUUCCCGACUCCCACCACAAACGGCGCUGAGAGCCAUGAAAAUCCUCUUGGAAGAGAGUCCUGCUCCUGGGAUCCAUCCUGUACAGCCCAAGAGACCCACAGACUCCAGGAGGAGCAGCAAGAAGAGGAGAGCAUCUUAACAUCCACAGCACUUUGAGCCUGGUCAUCCCAAAUUCUAGUCAACACCCAAUGGUGCCUUUAUUUAGUGGCAUGCAUGUGGCACUGAUGGAAUCCUUCACCUGGCACACAGACUGGAGCAAUGGGUGUAUUCUGUCUAUGGCUCAUUUCCUACUCUGUAUAGUUGUAAUUAUGGUUUGCCUGUAAAAUUGUAUAGAUGAAAGUCACAUGUUUUAUUCCUGACACUCCAAGCUGGGAGUUGUAGUUCAUUGGUGCUGUAGUUAUGCCGAGGAGGCAGCAGUGAAUGGUGGAUUGUAAUACAAAAGAUGCUUUGGAUUCACUAGUUACAAGGUUGGCACAGGAGUCCCGGGAACAUUUUGGAAUAUUUUCUGCCCAUGUAAUAAUCUGCCCAUGUAAUAAUCUGUCCAUUUAAUCAUUUGCCCAUGUAAUAGUCUGCCCAUGUAAUAGUCUGCCCAUGUAAUAUUCUACCCAUGUAAUAGUCUGCCCAUGUAAUAGUCUGUCCAUGUAAUAGUCUGCCCAUGUAAUAGUCUGCCAUAUAAUAAUCUGCCCUUGUAAUCAUCUGCUCAUGUAGUAGUCUGCCUAUGUAAUAGUCUGUCCAUGUAAAAGUCUGCCCAUGUAAUAGUCUGCCGUGUAAUAUUCUGUCCAUGCAAUAGUCUGCCCAUGUAAUAAUCUGCCCAUGUAAUAAUCUGCCUAUGUAAUAGUCUGCCCAUGUAAUAAUCUAUCUAUGUAAUAGUCUGCCCAUGUAAUAUUCUGCCCAUAUAAUUGUCUGCCAUGAAAUAUUCUGCCCAUGUAAUAGUCUGCCCAUGUUAUAGUCUGUCCAUGUAAUAUUCUGCCCAUGUAAUAUUCUGCCCAUGUUAUAGUCUGCCAUACCGCAGUUAGUCAGCUGAACGUUAGCCUACGUCCACCCCGUCAACAUUCUAUUGUUCCGCUUCUGUGACAUCACAGAGGGGUGGGUGUGGGUAUAUAAAUGAAGGAGUGCAUUGAGUUAGGGUCGGGUGUGGGCACUGCUGGGCCAGGUUAGGGACGAGUGCGGGUCGAGAGCAUUCACCUUGCAGUUGUACAAAUGCAGUUAUUACAUGGGGUUUGAUAUUUUUCACAAAUAAUAAUGAGUAAGUGGAAGUGUUCUAGGAAAUAACUGGUCUUGAGUCAUAACGUGUGCACCGAGGUGGAGCUACAAGUAGAGUAAGAUGCUCAUCGCUUAUCCCAGGAGAGUUGUACAGACAUUAAAUACAUUUAUAUAACACAAUAAGACACAGAGGAAUUAAUGCUGCUGCUAAUUCUUAGGAAAGCUGGAAACCUUAAUGGAGUUGGGAAGCGCAUGUAUAGUAACAUGGUAUCACUUGUGCCAAGGAAUCUGUACAGGAAAUACAUGUGUAUAAUAACAAUAAGGAACACAGGGGAGCGGUGAUAACAACUGUAAUAAACAGACAUGUUGGGGGUUAUUUACUAAAAUCCAAAUUUAUCUCAUUUUUUAAAUAAAAAAAAACACUCCCAUA
Molecule: messenger RNA, 3196 nt
Organism: Xenopus laevis (African clawed frog)
Lineage: Eukaryota; Metazoa; Chordata; Amphibia; Anura; Pipidae
Gene: rgs11.L
Product: regulator of G-protein signaling 11
Exons: 19
Coding region: 46-1719 (557 amino acids)
Source: RefSeq, a predicted model, not a curated record